Molecule: messenger RNA, 3354 nt
Organism: Glossina fuscipes
Lineage: Eukaryota; Metazoa; Arthropoda; Insecta; Diptera; Glossinidae
Product: apyrase
Exons: 3
Coding region: 1248-2516 (422 amino acids)
Biological process (GO): proteoglycan biosynthetic process
Molecular function (GO): calcium ion binding; GDP phosphatase activity; UDP phosphatase activity
Source: RefSeq, a predicted model, not a curated record
UUAAUAAAGCGGAAAAAUAAUAUACAUAUAUAUAAAUAAAGUAUAGCGGUUUACUUUAAUUUUUUCCCCAUUUUUUCUAUUAGGGGCGUAAGCUCUGGCUCUAGAGGUUUUUAGAUAUCCGUUUUCGAACGAGAUGAUACGAGCUUGUGUCCAAAUCACAAACCGCAGAUUGUGUAAAUUUACAAAUCCAAAAAAUUUAUAUAAUUUAUGAACAGCCAAAUGGUAAAACUUAGAAUGUGUAGUGUUGAAGGUGCAGUGCAAUGAGCUGUUCGUUAAACGGAUGCUGGCGAUGCUAUUUUUCUUAGCUUUUAUUCAAACUCAUACAGCAACACAAUAGACGGUCCUAAUCACGGCAGCUUUCAUUUAGAAUAACGUUUUCCAAAAUGGGAAUAUAUCCAUUUUUUUCGUCAACAAAUUGGGCAGAAAUACUACUUAUAGUUUAUCCCAAUGCAAAUAAUUUCUUUAAAUCUCUUUAUUUUUCUUAAUUUUUAGCAGCAACAAAUCGCAAUAGAUCGGUUCAAUUUUCUUAUCAUUUAGAAUAACGUUUUCCAAAAUGGGAAUGUAUCCAUUUUUUUCGUCAACAAAUUGGGCAGAAAUACUAGUUAUAGUUUAUCUCAAUGCAAAUAAUUUCUUUAAAUCUCUUUAUUUUUCUCAAUUUUUAGCAGCAACAAAUCGCAAUAGAUCGGUUCAAUUUUCUUAUCAUCCAUGGGAGAAUAUUUGCAAAAAAUCAAGCACGAAAGAUGUGCAGGACUUAUUUAUUUUUUCAUUCCUCCUUUUUUAUGUGCUAUAGUAAAUAAUAUCGUAAAUAAAUGCGUAAUAAAAAGUAUUCAAACUAAUUUUGAACAUCGCGAAUUAUAUCAACUUGUCAUAUAUCUGAUUAUUGUGACAAAGCUUCAUUUAUCAAACACGAAGUUUUAUAAUCGUGUUAAUAUUUUGUCGUAAUUAGCAGAUCUCAAUAAAAAAAACAGUUAAGAUGAUAUCAAAAUAGAUCAACUAUACAAAAUUAGUGAACAGAAUUUAUUUAAUUAAAUGCAGAAAGUAUUAUUUUCUAAAGCAACAAAGCACUUUAUACAACAGCACUAUAUUUAGUAUAUACUUCCCCUCUUCGAAAAUGCGAUGCAAUUGACGAAGAUCUGCUAUCUAGUAAUAGAAAUAGUGCCACGCCAGCACUUGCCUUCACUUCCAGCGCCAAAAUUCAUCAACAGUACUCAUAACAAGAGCUUUAACAUCAUAGAAGUGGACAUACAAUGAAGACUUUACAAUCGCGCAACGUAAUGUAUAGUAGUCGUGAUUGGCGUUCGGCAUUGCGCACUCCACCCACAUAUCGUAUUGGCAACCGCACCGUACGUUUCAAUUAUCACAUUGCAUUGAUACUGGUCGGCGUUUUUACUUUAUUCAUAUUGUUUUAUUAUAUGCGUCUUAGUUCAUCAUCUUCGUCGGAUGCGGCUUGGUUAAAAAAUUAUGCCAGCUCGACUAGCAACCAUCGGAGUAGUGGGGGCGUUGACACUGGUAACACUAUUGUUGUAGAGGAAUUCAGUUCCUAUAAUAGCACAUACCCUUUGACGCCACCAAUAAAUGUCCGGCCGGGAGUGUUUAACUUUCGUAUUGCUAUGGUAGCUGAUUUGGAUACGAAUGCUAAGGUGGCAGGCGCCAGUACUAACGCUGUUUGGCGUAGCUAUCUCAAAAAAGGCUAUUUAACUUAUAGUAGCGGCAAAGAUGAUAUCAAAAUUACAUGGGAUUCUGGUGAUCCCAAAGUAUUGGAAUCUUGUUUUUCAUUAAAAGAACGCGGAAUGGAACUAUCUGAAUUGGUGACAUUUAAUGGUAGACUGCUAACAUUUGACGAUCGUACUGGUUUAAUAUACGAACUGAGUAAUGACAAAGCUACACCUUGGAUUAUAUUGCUGGAUGGCAAUGGUCACAAUACAAAAGGUUUCAAAUCGGAAUGGGCUACCGUCAAAGAUCGAGUUUUGUUUGUGGGUUCAAUGGGAAAAGAAUGGACUACUGGCGGUGGUGAAUAUGAAAACGACAAUCCAAUGUAUGUUAAGACCGUUACGCCAGCCGGUACGGUUUUAUCAGUAGACUGGUCUCAUAAUUAUAAACGGUUACGUCAAGUAGCAGCUGACAUUAUUUGGCCAGGUUAUAUGAUACACGAAAGUGGUGUAUGGUCAUCAGUGCACAAAAAAUGGUUUUUCCUCCCAAGGCGAUGUUCAAAAGAGCGAUACAACGAAACACGUGACGAAUAUAUGGGCUGUAAUUUACUUAUAACAGCCGAUGAUAAUUUUAACAGAAUUGAAACCGUUCCAUUGGACGCCAGCAAUACGCAACCAACUCAUGGUGUGUCCAGUUUCAAAUUUAUACCUUCUACCGAUGAUCGUAUCAUAGUUGCGUUACGUUCUCAUGAGUUAAAUGGCAAAACUAUGACAUUCAUUACAGCUUUUGAUAUUAACGGUAAGAUUCUGUUAGCUGAACAACAAGUCGUUGGUGAAUACAAAUAUGAAGGUUUCGAGUUUAUUUAAUCAAAUUGCGAACAAUUGAAAAUUGUGUAUUAAACGUGAAAUGCUUUUAUUAUAUUUGAUUUUUCUUUAUUUAUACAUUUAAUUAUAUUUGUUAUUUUCAAGUAUCUGCGUGUUGUAUACGUUGAAAGUUGAACAAAAAAGAUGUGAUUUUUUAUCUUUAUCAUUGAUCAGGAAAUGUGAGUAGACGUACAUAAUGUAAAGCUAAUGUUAGUUGCCCUAAAAGUUAUAUAUGUUACAUAUAUAGAACUCUGCUGGGAUUUGUUAAGAGGGGGUCUCGGAAUUUCAUUCUAAUCAAAUAUGUAAAUAUUUUGUAGGAUUUCUUGCGCUUGCAGUUAAAUGUUACGUUAUACGUCUACUGAAAUUCUAAUUUCAAACAGAUAUGACAUCAUUUUAGGCUCUCAUAAACCAUCUGGAAAAAAGCUUUGAAGCUUUAUACCCAACCGAGAUUGUCGGCUUUAGUGUGCGCACUAUCAUUGAAAGAUCGCAAACCAUAUAUUCUGCCAAAAACUUGAACAGCCGUUUUUGUUUUUAUGCUUUUUUGGUAUUUCGUCGUUUAAAAAUAGGUGUGGAGACUACAAACACAUGACAUGGUUUGUGAUCUACUUUUCAGCCUGUCACAGUGGGUUGGUAUUAGAAUAACAGAGCGUAGUGCGACCAUUUAAAAACAAAAUUUUUAAAACUUCAAACAAAUUACAAAAAGAAAGUGUAUAAUAAAUGAAAGAAAAAAUAAAUACAAUGUUUUGAUGUGAUUUUGUGGAAAAUCAACAAAGGUAGAAGUUAAAAAAAAAUUUUUUUUUUAUCAAUUUAUUUAUUAAUCAAUUUCAUUAGAAAGCCAUCA